Messenger RNA from Ilex paraguariensis (yerba mate), 3576 nucleotides. The record is from the annotation of a GenBank genome assembly. NCBI's taxonomy places the organism in Eukaryota, Viridiplantae, Streptophyta, Magnoliopsida, Aquifoliales, Aquifoliaceae.
AUGACGACGAAGACGACAACAAAAUCUUCAAAGAAAGCAGAAUCCAGGUCGGGUCAAGGCUUGAUCGAUUUGGUUUUCUCUUGGUCCAUUGCUGAUGUUCUUAAUAAGAAUCUCUACAAGGGAAAGGUGAAGGAAAUUCCAAAAACAUUUCCUUCAACAGCUGAUUACAUGAAGUCAUUCAUCUAUCCCCUAAUUGAGGAAACACAUGCUGAUUUGCUCUCAAGCAUGACAGACUUGCCACGUGCACCUAUGCGUGAAAUUUUUGAUGUUAGAAUCUCUAAACACUUUAAGCCUCCCAAAAGCUUGUUGUAUGACAUUACCUUGCAGAGAAUGAGAGAAGAGAAUGGCAAAGGCAAGUAUGAGCCUGAGGUUGGAGAUCUCAUUGCCUUGACAGAUGUAAGACCAAAGUGUAUAGAUGACCUCAACAGGCCCAAGAGAUCCUAUCUUAUUGCUUUAGUUCAAACUAAAUCAGAGGAAUAUCCUGAUAAAGUUAAAAUCUUGACUUCAAACCUCUUUGGAUUUGAGGAAGCAGCUAUGGAAAAGGAUAACAAGAAACAGAAACUUUUCGCCAUAAACAUUACAAACUUGACGACGAAUAUUCGUAUAUGGGAUGCCUUGCAUCCAGGACAGGGAGGGGGAAACAUGAACAUCAUUAAAAAAGUGCUGCAAACUGAUUCUGGGGUUGGUGGAACAUGUACUCUCUGUUCCAGUAAAGGAAAUGAAAGUUCUGCUGUAUUGAACUCAAAGGAAGUAAUUCGCUCAUUUAAGCUAGAUGAAUCCCAAGAAAAUGCCGUUUUAAGUUCUAUUGCUACACGAGAAUGCAAUCAUGCAAAUAGUGUACGAUUAAUAUGGGGCCCUCCUGGUACUGGGAAAACAAAAACAGUCGCUUCCUUAUUAUUUGCAUUGUUAAGAUUGAAAUGCAGAACAUUGUGCUGUGCCCCGACAAACAUUGCAGUGAUAGGAGUCACAAGUAGACUUGUGAGUUUGGUGAGGAAUGAUAUUCAAUUUGAUACUUAUGGAUUGGGAGAUAUAGUUUUAUUUGGUAAUGGGGAAAGAAUGAAGAUUGAUGAUCAUGAAGACCUUUUUGAUGUUUUUCUUGAGUACCGUGCUUCCAUUCUUGCCCGUUGUUUAUGUCCACUUUCUGGGUGGAAAGGUAGUACACAAUCGAUGAUAUGUCUGCUUGAAGACCCUCAACAGCAAUAUAAUCUGUAUAUGAUAAAAGAUGAAGAGAACGAGAAAAAUGAUGAUAAAGAUCAUGAUGGUUUGGCGGAGGAUGGUGAAAUUAGAAACUUGGGUGGCAAUCAAAACAAAAAAGGUGAGAACAGUGAUCAAGACUUCCAUGUCAAGGUCAAAAACAAAAUGUGGAUGAAGGAAAUUGUUGAUACCUUGAAGGAAAACAAGAAAAAUCCGACUAAAAAGAUGUCUUCUCAGAAAAGAAAGCAAUCUAAGGGUAAUGAGAAAGAUGGUAAGGAAAGUAAGAACUGCAAAGGAAAGGCAGAUGAUAAACGUCUCAACCCUUGGACAUUUAAGGAGUUCUUCACUAAGAGAUUCAAUUCCAUUAGCGAGCAGCUUCUGUUUUGUUUUACAAACUUGUACACCCAUUUACCUACUUCUUUCAUUUCAUUGGAGGUAGUAAAGAACAUGAUUAAAGUUUUUGGUUUGCUUCAAACUGUUGGAACUUUGUUGCAAAGUGAUAGUGUUACAAAUGAAGGCUUAAGAGAAGUCUUCAAUGGAAUUGAAGAUGGUGGAACAAGGGUGAGAAACUAUAAUAAGUUGUGUACGUCCAGAACUGAAUGCCUUCAAAUACUGAAAUUCCUUCAAGCAGCAUUUGAUGUUCCAAAUCUUAAAGGUGACUGUGAUAUUAGAAGGUUUGAAAAUCAAGUGAAGGAAAUUCCAAAAACAUUUCCUUCAACAGCUGAUUACAUGAAGUCAUUCAUCUAUCCCCUAAUUGAGGAAACACAUGCUGAUUUGCUCUCAAGCAUGACAAACUUGCCACGUGCACCUAUGCGUGAAAUUUUUGAUGUUAGAAUCUCUAAACACUUUAAGCCUCCCAAAAGCUUGUUGUAUGACAUUAUCUUGCAGAGAAUGAGAGAAGAGAAUGGCAAAGGCAAGUAUGAGCCUGAGGUUGGAGAUCUCAUUGCCUUGACAGAUGUAAGACCAAAGUGUAUAGAUGACCUCAACAGGCCCAAGAGAUCCUAUCUUAUUGCUUUAGUUCUAACUAAAUCAGAGGAAUAUCCUGAUAAAGUUACAAUCUUGACUUCAAACCUCUUUGGAUUUGAGGAAGCAGCUAUGGAAAAGGAUAACAGGAAACAGAAACUUUUCGCCAUAAACAUUACAAACUUGACGACGAAUAUUCGUAUAUGGGAUGCCUUGCAUCCAGGACAGGAAGGGGGAAACAUGAACAUCAUUAAAAAAGUGCUGCAAACUGAUUCUGGGGUUGGUGGAACAUGUACUCUCUGUUCCAGUAAAGGAAAUGAAAGUUCUGCUGUAUUGAACUCAAAGGAAGUAAUUCGCUCAUUUAAGCUAGAUGAAUCCCAAGAAAAUGCCGUUUUAAGUUCUAUUGCUACACGAGAAUGCAAUCAUGCAAAUAGUGUACGAUUAAUAUGGGGCCCUCCUGGUACUGGGAAAACAAAAACAGUCGCUUCCUUAUUAUUUGCAUUGUUAAGAUUGAAAUGCAGAACAUUGUGCUGUGCCCCGACAAACAUUGCAGUGAUAGGAGUCACAAGUAGACUUGUGAGUUUGGUGAGGAAUGAUAUUCAAUUUGAUACUUAUGGAUUGGGAGAUAUAGUUUUAUUUGGUAAUGGGGAAAGAAUGAAGAUUGAUGAUCAUGAAGACCUUUUUGAUGUUUUUCUUGAGUACCGUGCUUCCAUUCUUGCCCGUUGUUUAUGUCCACUUUCUGGGUGGAAAGGUAGUACACAAUCGAUGAUAUGUCUGCUUGAAGACCCUCAACAGCAAUAUAAUCUGUAUAUGAUAAAAGAUGAAGAGAACGAGAAAAAUGAUGAUAAAGAUCAUGAUGGUUUGGCGGAGGAUGGUGAAAUUAGAAACUUGGGUGGCAAUCAAAACAAAAAAGGUGAGAACAGUGAUCAAGACUUCCAUGUCAAGGUCAAAAACAAAAUGUGGAUGAAGGAAAUUGUUGAUACCUUGAAGGAAAACAAGAAAAAUCCGACUAAAAAGAUGUCUUCUCAGAAAAGAAAGCAAUCUAAGGGUAAUGAGAAAGAUGGUAAGGAAAGUAAGAACUGCAAAGGAAAGGCAGAUGAUAAACGUCUCAACCCUUGGACAUUUAAGGAGUUCUUCACUAAGAGAUUCAAUUCCAUUAGCGAGCAGCUUCUGUUUUGUUUUACAAACUUGUACACCCAUUUACCUACUUCUUUCAUUUCAUUGGAGGUAGUAAAGAACAUGAUUAAAGUUUUUGGUUUGCUUCAAACUGUUGGAACUUUGUUGCAAAGUGAUAGUGUUACAAAUGAAGGCUUAAGAGAAGUCUUCAAAGGAAUUGAAGAUGGUGGAACAAGGGUGAGAAACUAUAAUAAGUUGUGNGCACAAAAUUGUAAACUUAGACAUCUUAAGUUUAAAACUUAA